This is a messenger RNA of Hemibagrus wyckioides, 3156 nucleotides long. RefSeq names its product choline kinase alpha (gene chka). Gene Ontology annotation, molecular function: ethanolamine kinase activity; choline kinase activity. NCBI's taxonomy places the organism in Eukaryota, Metazoa, Chordata, Actinopteri, Siluriformes, Bagridae. Gene Ontology annotation, biological process: phosphatidylethanolamine biosynthetic process; CDP-choline pathway. The coding region runs from base 198 to 1451 and encodes 417 amino acids. The record is from RefSeq and is a predicted model, not a curated record. The transcript has 12 exons. Gene Ontology annotation, cellular component: cytoplasm.
AAUAAAUCUCACACAACAGCAAAGCGCCAUACACGCAGCUGUUCUUCAGCACGUAGCCUGAAAGUGACCACGGUCUCAGUCAUAGCAAACUAUUUCGUUGAUUAUUGAUAGCUGCACUCAUUCUUAUAUCCAAUUUACACCACACGAAAUAAUAUCUUCAAACAAAUAAAGACGGUCUUAUCUACAUUAAACAAAAGAUGAAGACUAAGUUCAUAAACGGGGUUUCUUCAUCACCUUCCAUGUCUCUGGGUUUAUUGGUGACCGAGAACGAGCUUCAGGUCCAGCCUGAUACCGAGCCAGCCUGCAAAGCUAUUCGCGCAGAGGAGCCCGACCUUGAGACGAAGCACAAGGCGUAUCUGUGGUGUAAAGAAUUUCUGCACGGGGCCUGGAAGUCCAUUGAGGAGGAGGAUUUCCAGAUAACCAUAAUCAGAGGGGGUCUCAGCAACAAGCUGUUCCUCUGCGCAUUACCCGAGGAGCUGCAGAGCAUUGGGGACGAGCCAAGAAACGUGCUGCUUCGCCUGUAUGGAGCCAUACUGCAGAUGUCCUGUAAUAAAGGAGACUCUGGACAGUCAAACACAGUAAAUCAUUCUCAAGGAGCUGAAGCAAUGGUCCUGGAAAGUGUGAUGUUUGCCAUCCUGGCAGAGAGACAGCUUGGGCCUAAGCUCUAUGGUAUCUUUCCCCAGGGAAGAUUGGAACAGUAUGUUCCGAGCCGCAAGCUUGCCACAGAGGAACUGGGAAAUCCCAGUUUAUCUGCUGAGAUUGCAGAGAAAAUCGCUAAGUUCCACAAGAUGAGGAUGCCUUUUAACAAAGAGCCGAAAUGGCUGUUUGGCACCAUGGAAAAAUACAUGAAUCAGGUGCAAAUGGUGACCUUCACCAGAGAGAUCCACCUCCAUAAAUUCAACCAACUUAUGAGCUACAACCUGCCUCAGGAGAUGGAGAAUCUCAGGUGUCUCCUAGAAUCCACCCAGUCUCCUGUUGUUUUCUGCCACAAUGAUUUGCAAGAAGGAAACAUCCUUCUUCUAAGUGGCCGUGAGAACAUGGAAAAACAGAAGCUUAUGUUGAUUGACUUUGAGUACAGCAGCUACAACUACAGAGGAUUUGACAUAGGAAACUUUUUCUGUGAAUGGAUGUACGACUACAACUGUGACACACCUCCAUUUUUCAGUACUGAUACCAAGAAUUAUCCAACCAAAGCUAAGCAGAUGAAUUUCUUUCAAAACUACCUGUCUGAAUAUGACCCUGGACUGGCAAACUUGAGUGAGGAGGACCAGCUAAAAAUGAAAGAGGACAUGUUGGUGGAGGUUAACAGGUUUGCCCUUGCAUCACACUUUUUCUGGGGCCUGUGGUCCAUAAUUCAGGCAAGACUGUCCACCAUCGAAUUUGGCUACUUGGACUAUGCCAUUGCCAGAUUUGACGCAUACUUUGAGCUCAAAAAGGAGCUGGGUAUUUAAAAGCUGUGUUAUUACACAAGGGACAGAGAAGCUAAGAAGAGGGAAGUGAAGACUGCAGCCCUGGCUUUUAAAUUCACUAGAAAAGCAGAUGCUUUGCUACUGUGAUGUUUAUAAGGUGCUGCAUGGUCUAAAAUCAACACCGCUCACUUUUACAUGGCCUAUCGUGUUCAACAGUGUACCAUGCUAUUUCUCAGAGUUUAUCUCAGUGUUUCAGCUUCAAAAGCUCAACACAUUUACCUGAUGCUGAAAGCUUCUAGGCAGCCUAACAAAAAACUUAAACUACAUAAAAAAUGCAAACAUGUAAAAUUACUAUUACAGAGUCAUAGGUGGGUGGUUGGGAAAAAAACUAGAAUAAACUGCUGCACUAACACUUAGAAACUAGACUCUACCAGAUUUGGUGGAAGAACUUGAGCCCAAAGAGCCACGUGUGUCUGCUUAUAUCAUGGCAGGUAAUCUCUGCUGCAUUAUCUUUACAACCUGUGCUAGGAAAUGUGAAAAAGUGAGGUUUACAAGCGUGGACCUGGAGCUAUAGAGCGGUACAACAGACCAAACUCCUUUGGCAUGGUAGAAUUUCAGAGCUGUGAGACACGUAUACACUCAUCCAACUUUUUUUUAGUGAAGCCUUAUUGUGGGUUGUUUACUUCUCUUUCUCUACUUGAAUGACUACUAGAAUGAUUGUUUUUUAACGGUAGUGGGUCAAAAGGGUAAUAGUGUGAAUAAUAGAUAUGCUGUGGGAGCUGGCCAGCUGUGUACGCUUAAGAAAACAAGAUGAUGCAUGUGAUCUGAUUUAAAAUUAGGAACUGGAGUUAGAAAAGCUAGUUCUAUUAGCUGACUGGCUCUGUUUCACACUGUGGAUGCAGUGGUCAACUUAUGUUACAUAUUGACAAUCUGUCCCUUAUUUCGUAGUUGGCACAUAUACUCUUUUUUCCAUGUGGGAGAAAUGAUUUUUUUUUACUUUAUUUUUUAAACUGUGUAAUAUCACAGUUAGUAUUUUCUCUGGAUUUAUUAUAUUACAUUAUCAUUCCCUGGUAUAUAGGCUAAACUGUGAUAACCUUUUUAAAAUAAUUUAGAAUCUUAGCUACUUAUUUUGAAUAUCACAUUUGUUUGUAUUGAGAUGCAUAUGUAUAGUAAAGUGAUGAUAUAUUCAUUUUUUUAACAUUACUGUGAGUGCCACUCUAUGCGAGUCACACAAAAGUAUUUCUAAGUGAAACUUUUCUUUUUUUUCCUUUAAUGGAAGAAGUACUUUUCUUAAUAAGAAAGUGUGUUUUGUGAGGUGAUUCAAAUAUUGCUAAUUCUUUUCUCUUCUUCAUCUUCACUGUGACAUGUUUUUUCGUUUUAUACCCAACAUUUUGAUGCUGUAAGCAAAUGAUUCACAUGAUGAAGCAAAUGAUUCACAUUCUAUCACUUUAAUCACAAAUUCCAAUACAAUAACAAGGGGCCAAUGCAAAACACAGAGUUGUAUAUGAGUGAAUGUAAUGAUAUUUAAAUCAUAUACUUCAGUUUCAGACAAUAUUUUGUUCAUGACUUCACCAUGUACAAUACCACAGGACAAUUCAAAACCAAUCUACAGUUUGAUCUACUGUUUGCUCUUUUUGUAUUGUAAUAAAAGGAGAAAGAAGCUUUUUAAUUUUACAUGAACUAACCUUGUUCUGUAGUGAAUGCUUUGCUCAUGAACUAUAAAUAAAAGUAUGCAAAAUGAUCCACA